AUGGAGGAUAAGACAGGAAACUGGGUGCCAUUGAGGGGUACCACACUGCAGUUCCCCAUCACAGCCCUGCGGGAAAUCAAGAUCCUCCAGCUUCUAAAACACGAGAACGUGGUUAACUUGAUUGAGAUCUGUCGAACCAAAGCUUCCCCCUAUAACCGUUGCAAGGGCAGCAUAUACCUAGUGUUUGACUUCUGCGAGCAUGACCUUGCGGGGCUGCUGAGCAACGUCUUAGUCAAGUUCACGCUGUCCGAGAUCAAGAAGGUCAUGCAGAUGCUGCUCAACGGCCUCUACUACAUCCACAGAAACAAGAUCCUGCACAGGGACAUGAAGGCGGCUAACGUGCUCAUCACCCGCGACGGGGUCCUGAAGCUGGCAGACUUCGGGCUGGCCCGGGCCUUCAGCCUGGCAAAGAACAGCCAGCCCAACCGCUAUACCAACCGUGUGGUGACGCUCUGGUACCGGCCCCCGGAGCUGUUGCUCGGGGAGCGGGACUACGGCCCCCCCAUUGACCUCUGGGGUGCCGGGUGCAUCAUGGCGGAGAUGUGGACCCGCAGCCCUAUCAUGCAGGGCAACACCGAGCAGCACCAGCUUGCCCUCAUCAGCCAGCUCUGUGGCUCCAUCACCCCUGAGGUGUGGCCAAACGUGGACAAGUACGAGCUGUUUGAGAAACUGGACCUGGUCAAGGGCCAGAAGCGGAAGGUGAAGGACAGGCUGAAGGCCUAUGUGCGUGACCCCUACGCGCUGGACCUCAUCGACAAGUUGCUGGUGCUGGAUCCCGCACAGCGCAUCGACAGCGACGAUGCCCUCAACCAUGACUUCUUCUGGUCUGACCCCAUGCCCUCGGAUCUCAAGGGCAUGCUCUCCACCCACCUGACGUCCAUGUUCGAGUACCUGGCGCCACCGCGCCGGAAGGGCAGCCAGAUCACCCAGCAGUCCACCAACCAGAGCCGCAAUCCCGCCACCACCAACCAGACGGAGUUCGAGCGCGUGUUCUGAGGGCCGGCUGUCGGCGCUUUGCAUUAGGGCAGUUUUAUUUUUUUCUCCUGCUGUGUGACUUGCAUUGUGGAGGUUAUGGGGCAUUUGAGUUUUCCCUAGUGCUUUAUUUUAUUUGAUCCCCACCCUGGGCGCUGGGAACGCCAGCUGAGUGGACUGGAGGAAAGCUUUGGCUGAAAGCCCAGGAGGGCACUGGGGCUGCCUCCCCUGGUUCCCUGGCUUUCGAGAUGAUGACCAGAGGGUCUCCGUUUACUUUCAGACAGGAAUGGGGUGGGAGGAGAGGCACACCCCACCAGUGACUUUGUAAGCGUUCCCAGCGUGACCGGAGCAGGGGACAGGCCCCUGGCCUCUCGUCAGCCCGCCUC
Puma concolor (puma) is the source of this 1358-nucleotide messenger RNA. Lineage: Eukaryota; Metazoa; Chordata; Mammalia; Carnivora; Felidae. The record is from RefSeq and is a predicted model, not a curated record.